Messenger RNA from Notolabrus celidotus (New Zealand spotty), 1948 nucleotides. RefSeq names its product N-sulfoglucosamine sulfohydrolase (sulfamidase) (gene sgsh). Gene Ontology annotation, molecular function: N-sulfoglucosamine sulfohydrolase activity. The coding region runs from base 236 to 1804 and encodes 522 amino acids. The record is from RefSeq and is a predicted model, not a curated record. NCBI's taxonomy places the organism in Eukaryota, Metazoa, Chordata, Actinopteri, Labriformes, Labridae. The transcript is spliced from 9 exons. Gene Ontology annotation, biological process: heparan sulfate proteoglycan catabolic process; glycosaminoglycan catabolic process.
GUCAUGUGACCGGAGGUGGGCGGGGCCUAAGUUGUUUCAGGAAGUAAUUGAAAUGUGUACAGCGAAGUCUUCUAUACCUCCCAGUCACCAUUUAAUCUCUUUCUGUGAAGUUUAAUCACAAAACUCAGUUUAUUUAUUGAAUGUUUUUAUAUCGACUCACACGAAAUGUUUCAAACCAGAGGAGGUUUCGAGUCUUUGUAGUCUUUGUCGACUUCAGGACACCAGCAUCAGCAUCAUGCUUAAGUUGUUGUUUCUCAUUUUGACAUCAUGCUGCAUCGGAGAGUCAAAGAGGAGAAAUGUCCUUCUGAUUAUAGCCGAUGAUGCAGGUUUUGAGACAGAGGUGUACAACAACUCUGUGGUCCACACGCCACACCUGCGCUCUCUGGCCCAGAAAAGCCUGGUGUUCAACAACGCCUUCACCUCCGUCAGCAGCUGCUCCCCCAGCCGCUCCACCAUCCUCACAGGCCUGCCACAGCACCAGAACGGCAUGUACGGGCUUCAUCAGGGUGUUCACCACUUCAACUCGUUUGAUGGAGUUCAAAGUCUGCCGCUGCUCCUCAGCCAAGCAAAUGUACACACAGGUAUAAUUGGGAAGAAGCAUGUGGGUCCCGGAUCUGUCUACCCAUUCGACUUUGCCUAUACGGAGGAGAACAACUCUGUCCUGCAGGUGGGGAGAAACAUCACCCGCAUCAAACUGCUGGUCCGCAAGUUUUUCAAGACCCAUAAGGAGGAAGCCUUUGAACGAGGGCGUAAGAAAGAAAGGAACGAAGACGAUGUAAAAGAGGAAGAGAGGCCAUUUCUCCUGUACGUUGCUUUCCACGACACCCAUCGAUGUGGACACUCGCAGCCUCAGUAUGGAGCUUUCUGUGAGAAGUUUGGAAAUGGUGAAAUGGGGAUGGGAAGAAUACCUGACUGGACUCCAGAAUAUUACACACCUGAACAAGUGAAGGUUCCUCCUUUUGUACCCGACACACCUGCAGCACGAGCAGACCUAGCUGCACAGUACAUCACAGUUAGCAGACUUGACCAAGGUAUCGGUCUGGUUCUGCAGGAGCUCAGAGACGCUGGUUAUGAGAACGACACUCUGGUCAUCUACAGCUCAGAUAACGGCAUCCCCUUCCCAAACGGCAGAACCAACCUGUAUCACUCGGGGACAGCAGAGCCCAUGCUGGUGUCUUCUCCGGAGCACAGGGAGCGAUGGGGAGACACCAGUGAGGCCUUUGUCAGCCUGCUGGACAUCACUCCCACCAUUCUGGACUGGCUCUCUAUCCCCUACCCGUCGUACAGCCUCCCUGGCAGCACCUCCACCCCCGUCCACCUCACCGGCCGCUCCUUGUUGCCCGCUCUGGUGUCUGAGCCCAGCAGCUGGCACACCGUCUACGCCAGCCAGUCCCUCCACGAGGUUACCAUGUACUAUCCAACCCGCUCUGUCCACCAGGGGGCGUAUCACCUUCUCCAUAACCUACACUACCGCAUGCCCUUCCCCAUCGACCAGGACCUGUACGUGUCCCCCACCUUCCAGGACCUGCUGAACCGCACGCGGCUGAGCGAGCCCACACACUGGUUCAAAAGCCUGCAGCAGUAUUACUACAGAGAGCGCUGGGAGCUGUACGACUCCAGGGCGGACCCUCUGGAAACAGAGAACCUGGUAUCAGACCCGUCAUACAGCGCCGUGCUGGAGAGUCUGAGGCAGAGUCUGCUGAAGUGGCAGUGGGAGACAGGGGACCCCUGGGUCUGUGGACCUGACUAUGUCCUGGAGGACAAACUGGAGCCUCACUGCAGACCUCUUUACAAUGGACUCUAACGGUGCUCUUACACAUCUUGACUGACUAUGCAUACAUUGACACAUUCUUCUUGUAAAAUAAAUGACAUAUGUAUUUGUAUUUUUAUAUGGAAGUGCUGCUUUUCUGCUUCUAAAUGAAUAAAACUCGAGUUCCCUUAAUUCCAA